Messenger RNA from Scomber japonicus (chub mackerel), 1970 nucleotides. RefSeq lists its product as uncharacterized. Bases 244 to 1788 code for a protein of 514 amino acids. The record is from RefSeq and is a predicted model, not a curated record. Lineage: Eukaryota; Metazoa; Chordata; Actinopteri; Scombriformes; Scombridae. The transcript has 15 exons.
CUCCGUGAUGAAAAUCAGAGGAAGGAAACUGACCUGCAGAGACAGACGGAGGAGACCAACAACAAGAAGACACAAGGGGCAAGCCAACAUGUCAACACCAACCCAGCUGGCAAAAACUCAACAGAGGUCUUUGUGGAGGUCGACCCAGAUGGAAGAUAUCUCCGUCUCACCAACGAGUCUAAAGAGGACCUGAAACUGGAAGGCUGGAAGUUACGAGUGAAGGUCAACGACCAAAACCCCAUCAUGUACACAUUUGAGAAGUCAUGUAAACUCAGAGCUAAGAAGAAAGUCACUAUAUGGGUCCCAGAUUUUGGUAUCCAUUCUCCUCCCUCUGACCUGAUAUGGAUGGACCUGAAGCGUUGGACCAAAGGAGACAAACUCCUCGUUGAGCUCAUCAACUGUGAUGAAGAGAUUGUGAAAACCACUGAAACACAAGAUGCAAACAAACAAAAAGACACCAACCUGGCUGGCAAAAACUCAACAGAACUGCGAGUUAAUGUGGAGAUCGACCCAGAUGGAAAAUAUCUCUGUCUCAACGAGUCAAGAGAGGACCUGAAACUGGAAGACUGGAAGUUACGAGUGAAGGUCAACGACCAAAACCCCAUCAUGUUCACAUUUAAGGAGUCAUUUACACUCAAAGCUAACAGGAGUGUCACUAUAUGGGCCCAUGGUUGUGAUCCCUAUUAUCCUGGUCCCUCUGAGCUGGCAUGGAAUGAACUGAAGCGUUGGGCCAAAGGAGACAAACUCUUCGUUGAGCUCAUCAACUGUCAUGAAGAAAUCGUGAAAACCACUGAAGCACAGGGGACAAGUACACAUAGAGACACCAACCUGGCUGGCGAAAACUCAACAGAAGUACGAGUUAAUGUGGAGAUCGACCCAGAUGGAAAAUAUCUCUGUCUCAACGAGUCAAGAGAGGAAGUGCUACUGGAAGGCUGGAGGUUACGAGUGAAGGUCAACGAUGAAGACCCCAUCAUGUUUACAUUUAAGGAGUCAUUUACAAUCAAAGCUAACAGGAGUGUCACUAUAUGGGCCCAUGGUUGUGAUCCCUAUUAUCCUGGUCCCUCUGAGCUGGCAUGGAAUGAACUGAAGAGUUGGGCCAGAGAAGACAAACUCUUCGUUGAGCUCAUCAACUGUCAUGGAGAGAUUGUGAAAACCACUGAAGCACAAGGGAGAAGUAAACAUAAAGACAACAACGUGGCUGGCAAAAACUCAACAGAAGUACGAGUUAAUGUGGAGAUCGACCCGGAUGGAAAAUAUCUCUAUCUCAAUGAGUCAAGAGAGGACCUGCUACUGGAAGACUGGAGGUUACGAGUGAAGGUCAAUAAUGAAAACCCCAUCAUGUUCACAUUUAAGGAGUCAUUUACACUCAGAGCUAACAGGAGUGUCACUAUAUGGGCCCAUGGUUGUGAUCCCUAUUAUCCUGGUCCCUCUGAGCUGGCAUGGAAUGAACUGAAGUGUUGGGCCAAAGGAGACAAACUCUUUGUUGAGCUCAUCAACUGUCAUGAAGAGAUCAUAACAACCACUGAAACACAAGGGAGAAGUAAACAAAAAGACACCAACCUGGCUGGCAAAAACUCAACAGAACUACAAGUUAAUGUGGAGAUUGAUCCAGAUGGAAAAUAUCUCUGUCUCAACGAGUCUAAAGAGAUAUGGGCCAAUGGUUGGGGUACCUAUUCUCCUCCCUCCGACCUGAUAUGGAAGGACUUGCAGUGUUGGGACAAAGGAGACAAACUCUUCGUUGAGCUCAUCAACUGUCAUGAAGAAAUUGUGAAAACCACUGAAGUAUAAUAAUCAGCCCAGCUUCCACACAGUGUUUUAGUUUAUCUUACAGUUACUUUUUUUGAUCCUUUUAAACUACAAUAUUCUCCCUGUUUACCAACUUUCAUCACCAACUGUGGGAUGCGAGGAGUUUAUAAUUCAAAUACUGAAUGUGAAUAAUAACUUGAAAACACCAAAAUGAUCAUGACGAC